This is a messenger RNA of Trichechus manatus latirostris (Florida manatee), 4976 nucleotides long. It is a transcript of the gene PIK3CA, whose product is annotated as phosphatidylinositol-4,5-bisphosphate 3-kinase catalytic subunit alpha. Gene Ontology annotation, molecular function: 1-phosphatidylinositol-4-phosphate 3-kinase activity; 1-phosphatidylinositol-3-kinase activity. The transcript is spliced from 19 exons. Lineage: Eukaryota; Metazoa; Chordata; Mammalia; Sirenia; Trichechidae. Gene Ontology annotation, biological process: cell migration; phosphatidylinositol 3-kinase/protein kinase B signal transduction; phosphatidylinositol-3-phosphate biosynthetic process. Gene Ontology annotation, cellular component: phosphatidylinositol 3-kinase complex, class IB; plasma membrane; phosphatidylinositol 3-kinase complex, class IA. The record is from RefSeq and is a predicted model, not a curated record. The coding region runs from base 1507 to 4020 and encodes 837 amino acids.
UGUAAAGAAGCUGUGGAUCUUAGGGAUCUUAAUUCACCUCAUAGUAGAGCAAUGUAUGUCUAUCCUCCAAAUGUAGAAUCUUCACCAGAACUGCCAAAGCACAUAUAUAAUAAGUUAGAUAAAGAAAUGAUAAACUUCUUGAAGGCAGGGACUGUUAUGCUGACAAGAUGUAGUUGUGCACCAGCUACACAGCUUGCAUGCAGUAAAUAUCUAUUGACUGAAUGAAUUGUGUGCAUAUGGUACCGAUCACUUGCUAAAUUGUUAUCUUACAAUAAAAUGGAAGAAAUUUGAGUUUUUUAGGAUACCAACAGAUUUAGAGCUGAUUAUCUUUUUAUAAAUAAAAACAAGUAUAAAUAGAAACAUUUCAUGAAAUUUUGGGAUAACUUUACACAUUCUUGUUUAUUAUACAUUAUGUGAAGAAAAAGUAACUUUCUUAAUGUUAAAUGCAAUAAUUAAAUCUAAUCAUAACAUAAUGUUUAGGUUGACUUUUGAGGUUUAAUAUAGCAAACAGUUUCUAGAACUAAGUGAACAUGAAAAUAUAUAAAUCGUUUUGGAAAUGAAAAUAUCUUUGUAUCAGACAAGUAUCUGUAUUUUUCAAGAUAACAAGGUAAAAGUUUCAAUUUGAAGUUAUAAAAUAGGUUAAGACUCACACACUGUUAAAUAUAAAAUUCUGUUAGUAGAAUAAGUUAUUACUAUUUCACCUGUAUUAUUCCAAGUAGUUUAAUGCAAUAUGACUUAAGAUCUUCUUUUAAAAUACUUCCUACUCUAGCAUAGUUUUUUUUAAGUGUAAUGCUUUUUUUUCAUUUUUUCCCAACAUUUUUUAUGGAAAUUUUUCAACAUAUAGAAAAGUUGAAAGAAUUAUAUUGUAAACAUGAGACCACUCAAGCAUAGUUUGGAUCUAUCCAUUUCCACCAUCUUUUUGUUUGCCCUCUGGCAUAAUUGAUCUUAAAGAGAGAAAAUUAGAAACUCGGUUUCCUCUCCUUCUUCCUUCUCCUUUCAACCAUUCUAAUUCAGCAUCUUUCUUUAAGUCUCUGUUGAUUCUUUACUUCUCAUAGUUACCAGAAACUCUUCCACUUUAGGCCCUGUUGAGUUUUUGAUACAACCUAAUGAGCCACUCUUCACAGGGGCUGCAUGCUUGAAGUGUGCCAUGCAGUUUAGAAUGGAAAUUAGCUUGCUUUUAGGUACAUGUGAUCCACAGCUUUGGGUGUUUGCUAUAAAAUGAGAAAUUUGAGGAUUUCCUGAUAAUUACCUGGACUUAAUUAUGUUGAUUAUAAAUCAUUUCUGACUAUGGCUAGAAUAAUGUCCCUGGAAUAUUUGUCCCUUGAAAAAUGAAAUAUAUAUGAUGAUUGCAUUUAAUAAUAUUUUUCUGUUUUAGGGCAAAUAAUAGUGGUGAUUUGGGUAAUAGUUUCUCCAAAUAAUGAUAAGCAGAAGUAUACUCUGAAAAUCAGCCAUGACUGUGUGCCAGAACAGGUGAUUGCCGAAGCAAUCAGGAAAAAAACUCGAAGUAUGUUGCUAUCAUCUGAGCAACUAAAACUCUGUGUUUUAGAAUAUCAGGGCAAGUAUAUUUUAAAAGUUUGUGGAUGUGAUGAAUAUUUCCUCGAAAAGUAUCCUCUGAGUCAGUAUAAGUACAUAAGAAGCUGUAUAAUGCUUGGAAGGAUGCCCAAUUUGAUGCUGAUGGCUAAAGAAAGUCUCUACUCUCAAUUGCCAAUGGACUGUUUUACAAUGCCAUCUUAUUCCAGACGCAUUUCCACAGCUACACCAUAUAUGAAUGGAGAAACAUCUACAAAAUCCCUUUGGGUUAUCAAUAGUGCACUCAGAAUAAAAAUUCUUUGUGCAACCUAUGUGAAUGUAAAUAUUCGAGAUAUUGACAAGAUCUAUGUUCGAACAGGCAUCUACCAUGGGGGAGAACCCUUAUGUGACAAUGUAAACACUCAAAGAGUACCUUGUUCCAAUCCCAGGUGGAAUGAAUGGUUGAAUUAUGAUAUAUACAUUCCUGAUCUUCCUCGUGCUGCUCGACUUUGCCUUUCCAUUUGUUCUGUUAAAGGCCGAAAGGGUGCUAAAGAGGAACAUUGUCCAUUGGCCUGGGGAAAUAUAAACCUGUUUGAUUACACAGAUACUCUAGUAUCUGGAAAAAUGGCUUUGAAUCUUUGGCCAGUACCUCAUGGAUUAGAAGAUUUACUGAACCCUAUUGGUGUUACUGGAUCAAAUCCAAAUAAAGAAACUCCAUGCCUAGAGUUGGAGUUUGACUGGUUCAGCAGUGUGGUAAAGUUUCCAGAUAUGUCAGUAAUUGAAGAGCAUGCCAAUUGGUCUGUAUCACGAGAAGCAGGAUUUAACUAUUCCCAUGCAGGACUGAGUAACAGACUAGCUAGAGACAAUGAAUUAAGAGAAAAUGACAAAGAACAGCUCCGAGCAAUUUGUACACGAGAUCCUCUGUCUGAAAUCACUGAGCAAGAAAAAGAUUUUCUAUGGAGCCACAGACACUAUUGUGUAACUAUCCCUGAAAUUCUGCCCAAAUUGCUCCUGUCUGUUAAGUGGAAUUCUAGAGAUGAAGUAGCCCAGAUGUACUGCUUGGUGAAAGACUGGCCUCCAAUCAAACCUGAACAAGCCAUGGAACUUCUAGACUGUAAUUAUCCAGAUCCUAUGGUUCGAGGAUUUGCUGUUCGAUGCUUGGAAAAAUAUUUAACAGAUGACAAGCUUUCUCAGUACCUAAUUCAGCUAGUACAGGUCCUAAAAUAUGAACAAUAUUUGGAUAACCAGCUUGUGAGAUUUUUACUUAAGAAAGCUUUGACUAAUCAAAGGAUUGGGCACUUUUUCUUUUGGCAUUUAAAAUCUGAGAUGCACAAUAAAACAGUAAGUCAGAGGUUUGGCCUGCUUUUGGAGUCCUAUUGUCGUGCUUGUGGGAUGUAUUUGAAGCACCUGAAUAGACAAGUCGAGGCUAUGGAAAAACUCAUUAAUUUAACUGACAUUCUCAAACAGGAGAAGAAAGAUGAAACACAAAAGGUACAGAUGAAGUUUUUAGUUGAGCAAAUGAGACGACCAGAUUUCAUGGAUGCUCUACAGGGCUUUCUGUCUCCUCUAAACCCUGCUCACCAACUAGGAAAUCUCAGGCUUGAAGAGUGUCGAAUUAUGUCCUCUGCAAAAAGGCCACUGUGGUUGAAUUGGGAGAACCCAGACAUCAUGUCAGAGUUACUGUUUCAGAACAAUGAGAUCAUCUUUAAAAAUGGGGAUGAUUUGCGGCAAGAUAUGUUAACACUUCAAAUUAUACGCAUUAUGGAAAAUAUCUGGCAAAAUCAAGGUCUUGAUCUUCGGAUGUUGCCUUAUGGUUGUUUGUCAAUUGGUGACUGUGUGGGACUUAUUGAGGUGGUGAGAAAUUCUCACACUAUUAUGCAGAUUCAGUGCAAAGGCGGCCUAAAAGGCGCUCUACAGUUCAACAGCCACACACUACACCAGUGGCUCAAAGACAAAAACAAAGGAGAGAUAUAUGAUGCAGCCAUUGACUUGUUUACACGUUCGUGUGCUGGAUAUUGUGUCGCUACCUUCAUUUUGGGAAUUGGAGAUCGUCACAAUAGUAACAUCAUGGUUAAAGAUGAUGGACAACUGUUUCAUAUAGAUUUUGGACACUUUUUGGAUCACAAGAAGAAAAAAUUUGGUUAUAAACGAGAACGUGUACCAUUUGUUUUGACACAAGAUUUCUUAAUAGUCAUUAGUAAAGGAGCACAAGAAUGCACAAAAACAAGAGAAUUUGAAAGAUUUCAGGAGAUGUGUUACAAGGCUUAUCUAGCUAUUCGGCAGCAUGCCAAUCUCUUCAUAAAUCUUUUCUCAAUGAUGCUUGGCUCUGGAAUGCCAGAAUUACAAUCUUUUGAUGAUAUUGCCUACAUUCGAAAGACCCUCGCCUUAGAUAAAACUGAGCAAGAGGCUUUGGAAUAUUUCAUGAAACAAAUGAAUGAUGCACAUCAUGGUGGCUGGACAACAAAAAUGGAUUGGAUCUUCCACACAAUUAAGCAGCAUGCUUUGAACUGAAGUGAGAAGUGAAAAACUGAAAGCCCAGUUGCUGGAUUCUACACUGCACUGUUAAUAACUGUCAGCAGGCAGAAAGAGACUGGUUGCAUAGGAAUUGCACAAUCCAUGAACGCAUUAAAAUUUACAAGAACAAAAAUAAAAUAUAAUUUAAAUAAUGUAAACGCAAACAGGGUUUGAUAGCACUAAACUAGUUCAUUUCAAAAUUAAGCUUUAGAAUAAUGCGCAAUUUCAUGUAAUGCCUUAAGUAAGUCCAAAAAGGUAAACUUUGAAGAUUGUUUGUAUCCUUUUUUAAAAAACAAAACAAAACAAAAAAUCCCCAAAAUAUAUAGAAAUGAUGGAGAAGGAAAAAGAAUGAUGUUCUUCAUUGUCUUGCAAAUAUUCUAUGUUUUGAACCAUGGACACAACAAAGUCUGUUAUUACAUUAGGUCCAAGUAAACUGAAGGUUGGUGUUAAAUUACAUACAAUUGGAAAAGAAUGAAAAAUUCUUAUUUUUCCAUUGCUGUUCGAUUGAUAGUUUGAAGUGAGCUUUUUGACUCCUUGUUUAAUGAAGAAAAAUGCUUGGGGUGGAAGGGACUCUUUUAAGAUUUCACCAGAGAGUUUUUCUUUUUAAUAAAUCAACCCUUUUGAUGAUUUGGGGUCUUAUCUGCAAAGUUUUGGAAGCAGUCACAAAUGAGACCUGUUAUAAGGUGUUUAGGGGGGAGGAGUUUUUUCUGGACAGUAUUUACAAGCAUCUGAUCUUAUUUCCCAGGGAAAUUCUGGACCCCCCACAAAAUAAAUAAUCAUCACAGAAAAAGAAUGAGCAGGAAUAGUUCUUGCUCCAGAAUUGUACAGUAUUCACCUUAGGUUGAUUUUUUUUUUCUCCUUUUGCAAUUGAACUGAAUUCAUUUUCAUGCAUGUUUUCCAGAAAAUAGAAGUAUUAAUGUUAUUAAAAAGAUUAUUUUUUUUAUAAAAGGCUA